Westerdykella ornata is the source of this 1415-nucleotide messenger RNA. Its product is annotated as FAD dependent oxidoreductase. Bases 306 to 1415 code for a protein of 369 amino acids. Gene Ontology annotation, molecular function: FAD binding; D-amino-acid oxidase activity. The transcript is spliced from 3 exons. The record is from RefSeq and is a predicted model, not a curated record. NCBI's taxonomy places the organism in Eukaryota, Fungi, Ascomycota, Dothideomycetes, Pleosporales, Sporormiaceae.
GCUUCAUUGUGAUGGAGGCAAAAGUAGGGAGAAAAAGGAACAGCUGACAUAAACUCAAGGCAUCACAGGUGUCUUUGUGUCAUGUAUCGAAGAUAGGUAGCACCAGCGAACGCCUCGCUUUCCGACGGCCAAUUGCGGCCAACGGGUGAUAGGACCCCCCACCGGUGAUCGUAUUGGAUGUCUACAGCCUCAGUCUUGACAACGACUUGACAAGAGAGUGUUUCUUUACUUCGCGCUGAAGGUUGUAAGGCCAGCGCUGCUCUGUUUCAGUAGAAACCCACGGUCGAUUUGUCUGAGUUUACAAUAUGUCGGAAGUUCGGAUUGUUGUGGUUGGCGCCGGCGUCAUCGGCCUCACCACGGCCCUCACCCUCGCCCGCUCCCGCAAGCACAACUACACCAUCACCGUGCUCUCCAAGCACAUGCCCGGCGACUACGACAUCGAGUACGCGUCUCCCUGGGCGGGCGCCAACUACCUACCCGUCGGGACCCGUGGCUCUCUGCUGCAGAAACUCGAGCAGGCGACGUGGCCCGAGUUGGAACGGAUCGUGAAAGAGGUGCCCGAGGCCGGGGUGCAUUUCCAAGAGACGAUUGUGUAUGGGAGGAAGAAGGAUGAGGGGACGCCUACAGGGGAGUGGUUCCGCGAGUUGGUGAGGGAGGACGCGUGGUGGAGGGAUGUGGUGCCGAAUUUCCGCAUCCUGCCGCGCUCCUCGCUCCCCCCCGACUGCUCGACCGGCACAUCCUUCACCUCCGUCUGCAUCAACACAGCCAUCUACCUCCCCUGGCUGCUAGGCCAAUGCCUCAAACACGGCGUCGUCUUCCAACGCGCCAUCCUGCCCUCCCUCUCCUCCGCCCGAACGCUCCACCACUCGGGAAAACCCGCCCACAUCAUCAUCAACUGCACCGGCCUCGGCGCCCUGACCCUCGCCGACGUCAAAGACACAAACGUCUACCCAGCCCGCGGGCAGAUCGUCCUCGUGCGAAACGCACCGGGCGCAAUGUACACCGUCAGCGGCACCGACGACGGCGCCGACGAAGCGACGUACGUGAUGCAGCGGGCGGCGGGCGGCGGCACCAUUUUAGGUGGGUGCCUGCAGGCCGGGUCGUGGGAAUCGGCGCCGGAUCCGAAUCUCGCGAAUCGGAUCAUGCAGCGGAGUGUGGAGCUGUGCCCCGCGUUGGUGCCGCGGACGGGCAAAGUGACGGAGUUGAGUGUGGUUAGGCAUGGUGUUGGGUUGAGGCCGAUGAGGAAGGGGGGCCCGAGGGUGGAGAGGGAGAGGGGCGUGGAUGGCGGGUGGGUCGUGCAUCAGUAUGGGCAUGGGGGGUAUGGGUAUCAGAGUAGCUGGGGGAGUGCGUGGGAGGCGGAGAGGUUGGUUGAGGGGAUUUUGGGGGAGGGGGAGAGGGAGAGGGCGAAGUUGUAG